Bipolaris sorokiniana ND90Pr is the source of this 1098-nucleotide messenger RNA. RefSeq lists its product as uncharacterized. The coding region runs from base 499 to 702 and encodes 67 amino acids. The record is from RefSeq and is a predicted model, not a curated record. NCBI's taxonomy places the organism in Eukaryota, Fungi, Ascomycota, Dothideomycetes, Pleosporales, Pleosporaceae. The transcript has 2 exons.
AAGUACUUUCUUGGAAGGCUAUGGUGUGUGUCUGUAGGUUGCUCGACCUUUCGCCUCUGCUCGCUACUUAGCUGCCCACGCUCGCUCUGUUUGAGUCCUGCACCAGCGUCUGACGGUCGAUCUGAUUGGGUAGAGCCUGGGCGGUGCGUCUGCUGGCGGGUGUCUGCGGCCGUUCUCUCUCCAUCCUGUGGCCUCUUUGGCGGCCCUGUCGAUAGCUUCGUUUCCUGGGAUGCCGGUGUGGGCUGGGAUCUACCUUAUUGUUACUGGCCGGUCUAUGUUCUGGAGUGUCUUGACCUGUUCUGCAAUGUCUGCGAGAAUAUAUGCUCCUGAUUGGCCUUCAGCCUUAGCUACUGACUAUAUGGCCGCCUGGUUGUCUGUGUAGAUAGCUACCUUCCGUCUCUUACCUCCUCGCUCUGCGUACUUUUAUGCUAUUUGUAGUGCGAGGCUGAUGCCUUGUAGCUCGGCAGCGUAGACUGUUGAGUCCGUGUCUAGCCCUAUAUGUACUGUGCGGGUCUGCUGUAUAAGUGGGCAUACUGCUGCAGCCCCAAUCUCGCUAUCUAUGCCGCUGCCGUUAGUAUAGAUACUAAGGCUCUAGUUCUUCUUAUGUUCUCUGUCAUGUCGACUACAUGCUUUAUUAGCGCUCUUGUCUAUGUGGGUCUUUGGGCCGUGUCGCUAAGGCGAAGUGAUAAAGGGUGGAAUUAGCUUCUGCAUCUCGAGAUCUUAUCUGCGCUUAAGGUUUAAAAUGUAUGCUAUGUGCUUGCUCGAGAGAAGCCGAAUAAUAACGUUGGCGUUGUGCUUCCAUAUCUGCUGCUUAAUUAGUAGGAGGUGUGCUUCGACGUUAAGUGCUGCUUUGGACGUGGCUUUAUAUGCUCCGUAUAUAGCUUUUGCUGCUCUUGCCUGUAUGCUUUACAGGAUGUUAAGUGUCUUCUUCGUGUAUAUUUUGCCCUUGACGCUGGUAUUCGACUAGAUGGAGUAGGCAUACAUCAUCUGUGGCAGCGCUGUGGCCUCGUAUAGUCUCCGCAUGUCUGUAAGCGUGAUGCCCCACGUUGAGCCUCUGAGGCAGCUGAGCGCGCUGACCGUCUUUGUCGCCUUGCGUCU